Molecule: messenger RNA, 783 nt
Organism: Cucumis melo (muskmelon)
Lineage: Eukaryota; Viridiplantae; Streptophyta; Magnoliopsida; Cucurbitales; Cucurbitaceae
Exons: 2
Coding region: 167-697 (176 amino acids)
Source: RefSeq, a predicted model, not a curated record
UUGCUCCACCAAUUUUGGUUGAAUAGUAUGGAAAAUUAUAUAUAACCUUCCCUAAUUGUAUUUUGUGAACACAAUUGCAUUUCAUUUGAUGGCGUGCGGCACAAGCAAUUAGUCUUGUGCUUUGAAAAUAGAAGAAACUGUGAGAGAAUUUUGGCGGGAAUGAGAAAUGGAGGCCCGAGGAGGCGGAGAUGGAGGUUUUAGUCCACGCGCCACCGUAGAAGAUAUCCAGAGACGGCUGCUUCGACCGUCAUCGUCACUUCACUCUCCUCCACCGCCACCGACGCCGUUAUUCUACUUCUUUCAGUUUUCUCUCGGUAAAAAUGCUCAAGACCGAAAUUCCUCGCAAUUCGAGGCGAAUUACAUGAGGCUGUCCCGGAGUCGAGAAAUAUCAAGCAAGGAGAGGAAGCUCGAAGAUUACUUGGAUCCGGUUCUUCUCUCUGCAAUUUCUUCGAAGAUCAAUCGGUUCGAAAAGAUUCCUAGGAUCACGGUGAAGAGAGAGGUUAGGGAUUUCGAGUGGCAUGUCGAUGAAUUGAGGAUGUGGACGGAGGAUACGGCAGUUGGAAAGGAGAAAAUUGAUGCUGUUAAUCUUGGUAAUGACUCUGAUAAUCUCAUAGAAAACGAUGUUGACGGAGAUGUUAAGUUUUCUACUCCGUUUCAAAAGUUUGAGCAGAAUGCAUUGGUACUGUUCGAAUUAUGAAUUGAAAUUGAAAUAUUGACUAACAAAUGUACGAAUGUAAAAAGUUGAAUAGAAAUAAAGAACAUCAUAGGCUUCUGUCUGUUCAU